AUGCAGGCGUACAAAGGCAGAGCUGGGUCUUCCCCCAGGGCUCAGCCUGGGACAGCCCCGGCAGUUUAUGGCUGCCAAAUGGAAGAUCACACCAAGCACGUCCAGCCCAUCCCGCUCCCGGCCAUGCAGCAGAACUUGAACUACGUGUACCCCCAGAUCUUUUGGGUGGACGGCUGUACCAACACAAGUACUUCCUGCCCUCCGGCACCUCCCAGCGCUUCUUUCCCACCACCGGUACCAGACCGGAGGAAAAAAACGAGGAACAACAGGGAAAGGAGGAGCGUUGGCUUCCUGGUGAUCUCCUUGCUGAUCCUGCUGGCCCUCACUGGAGUGGGGCUGAGCAUGUUUCAGAUCUUCCACCUGGAGAAGCAACUGGCUGAACUCAGAGAGUCUGCCAGCACUGAACACAUCCCUCCAGCUUUGGAGAAACUCAUAGGGCAGCAGGGGCAGUCAAUGAAAAAAGAAGCGAGAAGGGCAGCACACUUAACAGGGAACCCGGCCCAGCAGGACCUUCCUCUGGAGUGGGAACCCAUCUCUGGCCAUGCCUUCACCAACGGCAUUCAGUACCGUGACCAGGGCCUUGUCAUCAAUGAGACCGGCCUGUACUUCGUGUACUCCAACGUGCUCUUCCGCGGCAGCGUCUGCAGCAGCCAGGUGUUGACCCACAUUGUCUACAAGAAAAACCCGGCCUCGCCAGGCAGCCACGUGCUGAUGGAGGACAAAGGCAUCAACUACUGUACGAGUCAGAAAACAUGGGCCCGGAAGAGCUACCUGGGGGCUUUGUUCAAGCUCAGGAAGAUGGACAGUUUGCACGUCAACGUCUCCAAAAUCGCUCUGAUUAAUUUUGAGGAAUCCAAGACCUUCUUUGGUUUAUUUAAGCUUUAA
Opisthocomus hoazin is the source of this 885-nucleotide messenger RNA. It is a transcript of the gene FASLG, whose product is annotated as Fas ligand. NCBI's taxonomy places the organism in Eukaryota, Metazoa, Chordata, Aves, Opisthocomiformes, Opisthocomidae. Gene Ontology annotation, cellular component: membrane. The record is from RefSeq and is a predicted model, not a curated record. Gene Ontology annotation, biological process: extrinsic apoptotic signaling pathway via death domain receptors; immune response; positive regulation of canonical NF-kappaB signal transduction. Gene Ontology annotation, molecular function: tumor necrosis factor receptor binding.